Messenger RNA from Argiope bruennichi, 5552 nucleotides. RefSeq names its product WD repeat domain phosphoinositide-interacting protein 2-like (gene Atg18a). Gene Ontology annotation, molecular function: phosphatidylinositol-3-phosphate binding; protein binding; phosphatidylinositol-3,5-bisphosphate binding. The record is from RefSeq and is a predicted model, not a curated record. The transcript is spliced from 12 exons. Bases 139 to 1365 code for a protein of 408 amino acids. Gene Ontology annotation, biological process: protein lipidation; autophagy of mitochondrion; protein localization to phagophore assembly site. NCBI's taxonomy places the organism in Eukaryota, Metazoa, Arthropoda, Arachnida, Araneae, Araneidae. Gene Ontology annotation, cellular component: cytosol; extrinsic component of membrane; phagophore assembly site membrane.
CAUACCACAACAAGCUUAGACAGCUGAUGUAAUGGCUGAAGUGCGAUGUUAAGAAACCCCAUUUUUUAACCUUUAUAAUCGAUCUUUUUUUUAGUAUUUUCAGAUUUUUAACACGAAGUUUAUUUUUUUAAAUAUAAAAUGAAUCUUUUCGAACCUACAGAGGAUUCAUCAGGAGAAGUUUUGUUUGUGAAUUUCAACCAGGACUGCACGUCAUUAGCUGUUGGGACCAAGAAAGGGUACAAACUGUACUCAUUCAAUCAUCUGGAUGAAUUAGAAGUCAUUCAUACUAAUGAAACAGAAGACAUCCGUAUCAUCGAACGGUUGUUCUCUUCCAGUCUGGUUGCUCUGGUUACCAUCUCCUCUCCCCGCAAGUUGAAAGUCUGCCAUUUUAAGAAGGGAACAGAGAUUUGCAACUACAGCUACUCGAAUACCAUCCUUGCAGUGAAACUCAACAGGCAGCGUUUAGUGGUGUGCCUUGUAGAGAGCCUGUAUAUCCACAACAUCCGUGACAUGAAGGUCCUCCAUACAAUCCGGGACACCCCUCCCAAUCCUGCUGGCCUCUGUGUUCUCUCCAUCUCUAAUGAGCAUAAUUUCCUGGCAUACCCUGGCAGCUCUUCUAUAGGGGAAGUGCAGAUAUUUGAUGCGCUCAACUUGCAAGCAAAGUCGAUGAUUCCUGCUCAUGAUAAUCCCUUAGCUGCCAUGGCAUUUGACCCUACUGGAACAAAGCUGGCAACUGCAUCAGAAAAAGGAACAGUGAUAAGAGUAUUUAAUGUUUUGGAUGGAACGAAACUUUAUGAAUUUCGACGUGGCGUUAAAAGGUGUGUCAGGAUUUAUUCUCUAUCCUUCAGUGAAGACUCGAGGUUUUUGAGUGCAUCCAGUAAUACAGAGACAGUACACAUCUUCCGAUUGGAUGAACUUAAAGACAUCAAGCCAUCUGAGGAGCCACAGAGUUGGCUGGGAUAUUUUGGGAAGGCUAUUGUUCAGUCCGCUAGUUAUCUACCCACUCAAGUUGCAGAUAUGUUGUACCAAGGCAGAUCAUUUGCGACUGUCCACCUUCCAUUUUCAGGUUUAAGGAAUAUAUGCGCUCUUGCGACCAUUGACAAGAUUCCUCGUGUCUUGGUAGUGUCUGGAGAAGGAAUCUUAUAUAUCUUGGACGUGGAACCCAUAGAGGGUGGUGACUGCACACUUGUCAAGACACACAAUUUGUUGGAUUCUGAUGAUGAAAGUCUCGAUGGUAGCCGAUCCAAAGACUCCCCAGAAACUCCAGUGGAUUCUCCAAGUGCACGAAGGCCAUUCCAACCUGGGGGCACGAGCUAUGCAGCCAUAGUGCGGGGUGCGGAAGCGGGAACGGCCCAAGGUGUGUAAUGCAUGGACCUCGCCCUCUUGCAUGAGAAUCAGAACAAGAGUGUAAAGCUCCGAUCACAGCCCGAAAUGACUAUGAAAAUGAUUUUCCACCCAUGGUAUCGAAGGUGGACCAGUAAGACACUACAUAUCAAUUCACACACACUGCUUGUGUUCUGCUUCACAGCUGCCUGGGAGAGUUAAUUUAAGCCUUUAAUAAAUCAUAGCAAAAAGCAAAUACUGUUUACAAAGUACACUCUCCAUAAUUUUUUCUAUGGUUAAAAAAAAUGAACCCUACCCUAUGCUCAUAAUUUCUACUCAGGCUGAUGUAAAACAAAUAAAAAGCAAUCCGUGAAUUAUGUGAUGAACUCCAUUACAAUGGGGUUGCUUCAGCAUUCAGAAACUCCAAUGUUUCUAAAGAGUGGCAGUAUUCAAAAUCGUAUAUAGGAAUGUUCCAUGACCAUUAUUUGAAAUUUUGAUUAAUUUUCCGUACUGAAAGUUACUAGGGUAAAGAGUUUUUAAUGAUAUCUCUCAAAAAAAUUCAUAAAAAUAAAUAUGUAAUGAUAAUGAUUAAUUAAAUUAUUCAUAUGUUUUUGGCGGUGCCGAAUAUUAUCUUACUGGUAUUUAUUUAACAAGAUAAAGUAUAUUUUUGGUAUGGCAUCAGAUUUCUUAUAUUACUCUAAAAUUAGUGUUGAAUUUUAUCAAAUCUCAAACUACUAGUAACUUAAAUAUUGUUUCUUUUUCUUUUGGAAUAUCAUGAGAAAAAAAAAUAUCUAUUUUGUCACAUUUUUAUUUCUUAUACCCUAUGAACAAUGAGUACUGAUUAAAAUGACUUUAUUAAAUGCAUAUGAAUAAAAAUGAUCACUUAAAAAAUGUAAUAUAAUUUAUCAAUCAUCAAUUAAAAGUUUUGAUGCAUUGUUAACAAUUAUUUUAUUGCCAGACUAUUUGCAAGUGACACACUUGUAAAAAUAUCAGAUCCGGGAAUAAUAAUCUGCUUUCUAUUUUGAGAAAUUUAUUAAUAUUGAAAUCUGUUAUAAUUAAAUAAAACUUUUUUUUUUCUUACUUACGACUUAGCUUUCUUAGAUUACAAAGUAGGAUAAUGAACAAAUAAUAAAAGUAUGCCAAAAAAUAAUAAUUCAUAAUUAUAGAAUUAAAAUAUGUGUAAAUUUCGGAUGCUAUUCCAAUUAUUCAUGGAUAUCCUGUAUAUUUCUACUUUAAUUCCAAUUUAAAUACCAGCAAUAAAAUGUAUAAAUAUUGACAUUUAAUAUUAUUAUAAUAAGUGAAUAACUAUAUAAGUUAUUGUUGUAAUCAUGUAAAUAGUUAUUUUGUCUUGUAUAUGAAGGCUACUGAAACGUGAUUAUUUGUAUCAUAUUUGUAAUCUAUGUAAAAAAAAAAAAAAAAUGAAAUUUUAUUUCAGUUAUCCAUUUUUUAGUUACAUAUUUAUACAUUAACUUAUUUUAUAGAAAAAUGACUCUUUGUUAUUCUUUUCAGAUGUUAAAUGAUAGUUGGAAUGUGAGAUUUGAACUCCCCAUUUAUUAUAUGCUCUUAUUUCUUUGGUUUUGGUUUCAUUAUCAUAGUUUUAAACACAGUCGUAUAAGCAUUUAAAUGAAUAAUCUUGAUAUCUUUCAAUGCUAUAAGUAUCCUAAUUUUGGUUACUACAUUCAUAAUUUAUUGUUGGUAAAGAUAUUACAUUACCACAUUGUGACUUUCUGUUACAACUCUGUUGUGAAAAGUUAAAUCGAUAAUGGAUUAAAUAUUGUUUCAAAUUAUAACAAACUAAUUAUAUGACUAAAGCUGAAAAAUAAUUUUAACUUUUAGAGUCACAGUCUGUGAUCACUUAUGUUUGUCUUUUGAAAAUCAGCUUAAUUUCACAAUGUUAAUGAUUGUGGUUUUUUUUUUUUUAUUUUUUUUUUUUUUUUUGUCUCCUUUUAAUGUAUGGGACAAAAUAAUGAUAAAUGUUUUUUUGCCUUAAGUUUGUAAACAUUUGCUUAAGUAAUUUAUUUGUUGCAUAUUUACUCUUUCUACAGUCUUUUAAAUAUCACUUUGAAGGGUGCAAAGCAGCUGAACAAUUUUCAGAACUCUACAAAUUAUUAUUCUCUUCAUCCAAUUCUGGAAAUAAUAACUGUGUUUUGUUUGACUUAUAACAUCUUUUAUUUCGUGAGAAUUCAUUUCAUAUUGCUUUGAGAAAUAAAAUUCAAGGUGGCUACAGAAACCAAAAAAAAUUACCUUAAAUAAACUUGCACAACGUAUCCCUUUCUCCUUACUCAGAAUCGCUUUAUGUGUACAAUAUGCAUUAUAAAAAAUAGUUUUAGUAGUUAUUUAAUUUGAAAAAAAAACUAUUUAUGUAAAAUUUUAUUUUAAAAAUGGAACGAACAUCCAAAAAAAAUUUAUUAAGACAGUGUUUCUUAUAUGAAAAAAAUACUGGAAAAUCUUGCAAAGUACUUUGCUUCUAAAACUGCUUAAUUCUUAGAAACAUUUAAAUUACUCUUUGCAACACAAAUUAUUUUAAUAGUUCGAUUCAAAUUUAAUUGACCAACAGUUUCAAAGUCAGACUCGAGAUUUAGCAGCAUUUUUUUUUUAUUGCAAAUUGAUUGAAAUAUUAAAGAAUUUAAAUAGGAAGAUUUUGCUUCCUCGUUGAGAAAAUUGCAUCUCCUUCUUAAUUAACUGAUGAUAUAACCCUCGAAGGAGAGGUUACUUCAUUGAGGUGAUGUAACCCUCCAAAUCUCAAAUAAUGGACUAUUUUAAAUGUUCAUAAAAUACACCUACAUUUUUCUAUCUUAGAGGAGGGGUGCUAUAUUGAGUUUAAGUUAAGUUUUUAUUCCAGAGCAAUCAUUUGAGCUGCUUCUGUACACUUUUCAGCUGCUCCUCUCCAUCUCCUGUUUCUCGCUUUGGGUUUUGUAUAACAAUUGGUUUUAAAAUACUUUCAUCAUUAUUAUAAUGAUUGUGAAGGGGGAAAAAAAUGUGUUUAUUGCGCUUUAAAUAGAUAGGCUUGUUUUGUUAUUUUUUAAUGUAAACUGAACCUCAUUGUGUCUUGUAUUGCAUCAUUUAUAGACAUAUGUUUGUAAUAUUUAAAGAUUUUUAAAAAUAUUGUGAGUGUCUUUGCUUAUUGUGUAUAAUUAAUACUUCAUUAUGUUAAUAAAUCAUUGUUUAUUUUAAUUUUUUUCCAAAAUAAAUUCUAAAGGUGUUUGUUUACACCCUCUUUUGAUUGUCAGAUGCAACUGAAAUUGGCAGGAACUUCAGGCAGUUUUCCCUCUCAUCAAUCCCCCCCCCCUCCCUUAUUUCGUUUGAAAGAGGAUUUCCUUCCCUAGUAUCAUUUACAUUUAGAUCUCUUUCUUCUGAUCUGGUUUUCAUUACAAAUAAGAUUCAAAAUUAUUUGCACUUUUAUUGUGCAAAAACAAGUGCACAAUGAAAAGUUUUAUAGCAUGAUGAAUUAUUGUAAUUUCAAUUUUAAUUGAUGUUAGAAAAAGGUUUUUACCAUCUCAAGAAAUGGACCUGAAAAAUUAAUUUGUAAGUAAGAAUAAAAAGUAGGAUCUUGGACUAUUAAAGAUUGUUUUGGCAGGAGUUAAUUUUUCUAGGAAAUUCUCUUGUAAGAUUACAGAGACAUUUUCUGUACAUUUUUUUUUCUGGUGAAAUAAAUAGAAGUUGAAAAAAGUAAGUCUAAAAUGAAGGCACCAUAAUUUUUUUAAGUGUUUCUUAAAUUUCAAUUAAAUGUGAAAUUAAAACAAGUGUUCUAAUGCUUUAUAUUUUAAAAAUGAAUAAAAAGGUGACAAGUCUAUUUAUUAAGGUAAAUGCAUUAUUUCCGCUGAAAUUAAUCCCAUCUGUAUCCUUGUACAAAAGGAAAAUUCUUUAGUUACUCCAUCUAAAUCCUUGAGAGUUUGCCUGGAGAACUUGCUUUUAAAAUUUCAGACAUUCAUGUCUGUUGUAUAUACAUAUGCAUAGACAUAGAGAAAAUGUUUUGUGUAUAUGAUGUUAAAUCGACUUUGUAUGGAUGUAUAAAGUUCAACAGUAUGCCAAAGGUAAUUUGCAAGAAUAUAUAUCUGCAAAUUUGAAAGAUUUUGUUUCUGUGCUUUAAAUGCGAAUUUUACUCAGUAUAUUUAUUUAUUAUUCUAAUUUUAUUUUGUUUUCUGUAAAAUUAUAAACCGGAGAUUUUUAUGACAGUGUGCAUCUCAAAGUGAUCAGUGUUUGUAUAAAUAAAAGAUUUAAAAAUGCAA